Molecule: messenger RNA, 2307 nt
Organism: Podospora bellae-mahoneyi
Lineage: Eukaryota; Fungi; Ascomycota; Sordariomycetes; Sordariales; Podosporaceae
Exons: 5
Coding region: 1502-2050 (182 amino acids)
Source: RefSeq, a predicted model, not a curated record
CUCUAUCUCAUCACCACAAAUGCACAGGUAUGGAUGGCCAGCAACUUGACAGAUGUCUUGCUGCAUCUCCGGAUGGGCGCGCUGAUUCCGCAACCCGAUUUGGGCUUCCUCAGGCAUCCAGAUUACGAAAUGACCAUCAUCUCUUGUCAUCCCUGCUCCCAUUCGUCUCAGCCCUACCGCGGGGGCCGGGGACCGAUCGCCUGAAACAGAUCGCCGUUGGUUCCUGGCAGGCACACUUGGAGCGAGACCAGCUGAGUUUCACGUGGAAGCCCGGACUGCACUCACAACAGCCACCAAUCAGCAGUCGGUGACAUCGGAGCGGUCUUGUCCAGACUCAUACUCUAGAGUGGCAUUGUCAUUCAUCAUCCUUACAUGCAAAACACCAAGACAGGCAUCCCUCUUAGCUCAGCGAUGACACCUCCAUUGGUUCAAAUGCACCGCACCCACCUGUCCAUUCUCCCGGAACAUAAACGCGGCUCCUCACUCAUGGCUUGACUGCUUACAACUCGCGCCCGACUCUGACUACGAGGCUCGUUCUUGUUUGGAUCCCACCGCCAACAUACAGUCCGUGGUGGAUCGCGGAUUGUUUCGCUGUGCCACUAUAAUGCGCUAAAAUCUGACUGCAAUCAUGAGGGUGGAAUCAAGGCCUCAGAGACCCAUGUAUUUUCUCAGGCAACAACUCAAGAUGUCAGGAAAGAGAGUAGACGGUCAAUACUCGAAAUGAGCUCAGGACGAAUCUAUGCCUAGCCCACUCAUCCAUUUCACCCUUCAUCUCAUGACGACAUGAUGCCUCAUGAAAGUUCAUCACCCAACGCUCCGUGAGUGAGGGGUUGUAACCAACAGUUUACUGGCUUUACAGACAGAGGGCUCAGGCAUGUUCCUCUCCAAGAGCAAACAAAACCAAGAGAUCCAGCAUAUGAGAACUAUCUCUUGUGCCCAGGAGAUGCACUCGAUAACUCCCCGAGCCGCACCAUCCGUUGGUCCAUGGUCACUCCGGCACAUAGCGUACCAUGGCCACCGAACCCAUUCUUGCCUUUUGUUUGGGGCGUCUUUUCAAGCUUCGCCCGUCUGACUCUGCCCAUCACCCGGUCAUCUUUAUACUGAUCUGGUGAGUCCACCCGGUAAGAGCCCCAACAUUAUCUGUCGUCCUGUCUCCAAACAUGAUUGGAUGGCAUGUCUUGUCUCUUCCUCGAGUACACUAGGUUGGGUGCCAUUCCGGUGAGCCUAGGGCUGUCCCUGACCCGGUAGACUGGGAGAGUGUGGAGGGAUGAAAAGUACCGUCAGUAUUGGUGCCGUUACCUAUCCACUUUUUGGACCAGGCAGUCACUUUCUCAAGUUUGAAUCCAAGACCUCCGCAUCUUCAAGAUUCCAGACCAUCAGACUUAUAUCUACAUCAAGCUCGCCCAGCUCCAUCAUCAGUCGCUGUACAUCUCACUACCAUCAGUUCAGUCACUUACACACACACUGACUUAACCUGCUCUCGUUCACACCAAAACCCACCAUGUCAUCUUCGCGCUCACGUCGAACUGGACACAAGUCUGGAAGCUCGAGUGGAUCCGGCUCACAGUCAGCGCGCCAGAUCAUCGAGUCUCUCCUUACCCACCGCAUCAACACCUUGACUGAGCUCUGUCGUGUGGAACGCUUGGUAGCGAAUGCCGAGACAGAGGAGGAUCAACUAGCUUUCCAGGAACCCAUGACCUCGGCUUGGAUCUACUACGUCGAAUCAAAUCAGAUGCUUUCCGAGCUCCGGGGGCUCACCCCCAACUACGCCUUUUCCGGGGAAAUGUUGACGUACGCCCAGGGCCUGGUCCGAAACGACCCGCAAUCCAACAGGAGCUGGAACUUCGCCUGGAUGGUACUAGAAAAGAUCACAGAGGAGAAUCUGGUGGCCACCUAUGCUGAAAUCGAAGCAGCCAGGCCUGAAAUGUGGGGCGAUGUCGUGCCAGACGAUCAACAGAUACAGGAGCUGGCAGCCUACUUUUCUCAAGAGUGGACUUAUGCCAUCAACUGGAUGUUGCAGCACUGGACCGCUGCCCCAGUGUGGUACUGAGUACACCUUGGCUGUUCGCAACGUACAACCGAACUCCUACGGUCAUACAGGCCUGACGGAAACUUUCAUUCUCCCCUCCAUUAGUUUCGCUUGUUGUAGUUUUUUCACGUGUAUGACUUACCUGUACACCAUCAUAGAGGAGGAACUUUGCACCGGUCCGUUGGCUGAAGGGGUGCUUGUGGUCUGGUUUAUCUCCCUGCUAUAGAUUCUCUCAAACACAUUGAACGACAAAUUCACACAACUUUCUAACUUGAAAC